AUGUCAUAUCCUAUUAAAUUAUCACCACAAUUGAAAACAAAAUCUGGUAAAGAUAUAACUAUUGGAAUUGGAACUGGUACUCAAUGGAAAAGACCUAUAGAUAAAUUAGAAGGUAAAAAUUAUAGUGAAGAAUUAGUGAAUCAAUUGUUAUUUGCUUUAGAUUCUGGAUUUAAUCAUAUUGAUACUGCAGAAGUUUAUGAAACUCAACCAGCGGUUGGAGAAGCAAUUAAAAGAACUAAAAUUCCAAGAGAAGAUCUUUUUAUAACUUCAAAAUAUAAUGGUGGAUUUUUAACUUUUAAAGCUCAAAGUAAAUCAGGUAAAGAAUCAGUUGAUAAAGCUCUUAGAGAAUUAGGAACUGAUUAUAUUGAUUUAUUUUUAAUUCAUUCUCCAUUUUUCACAACUGAAUUAAGUCAUGGACAUACAUUGGAAGAUAUUUGGAAAGAUUUAAUUGAAGCUAAGAAGGAAGGCAAGAUUAGAGAAAUUGGUAUUUCAAAUGCUGCUAUACCACAUUUAGAAAGAUUAUUUGCUGUUUCACCAGGUAAAGAAUUUUAUCCAAAAGUUAAUCAAAUUGAAUUUCAUGCUUUUUUACAAAAUCAAUCAAAAGAUAUUGUAAAAUAUAGUCAAGAUCAUAAUAUCUUGGUUGAAGCUUUUUCCCCAUUAUCUCCAAUUACAAGAGCUGAAAAUAAAGCAUUAAAUCCAUUUUUAAAAGAAUUAUCUACAGAAUAUAAAAAAACAGAAGCACAAAUUUUAUUAAGAUAUAUUUUACAAAGAGGUGUAUUACCAAUUACAACUUCAGCUAAUAAAGAUAGAAUUAAACAAUCGUUAGAUUUAUAUGAUUUUGAAUUAAGUGAUAAAGAAGUUGAAGAAAUUGAAAAAAUAGGUAAGGAAAAUCCAUUUAGAGCUUUCUUUCAUGAAGCAUUCAAAAAUUUAUAG
Messenger RNA from Lodderomyces pseudojiufengensis, 933 nucleotides. RefSeq names its product aldo-keto reductase superfamily protein. The record is from RefSeq and is a predicted model, not a curated record. The transcript has a single exon. The coding region runs from base 1 to 933 and encodes 310 amino acids. Gene Ontology annotation, molecular function: oxidoreductase activity, acting on NAD(P)H as acceptor. Lineage: Eukaryota; Fungi; Ascomycota; Pichiomycetes; Serinales; Debaryomycetaceae.